Gadus morhua (Atlantic cod) is the source of this 1209-nucleotide messenger RNA. It is a transcript of the gene lrrc51, whose product is annotated as leucine rich repeat containing 51. The transcript is spliced from 4 exons. NCBI's taxonomy places the organism in Eukaryota, Metazoa, Chordata, Actinopteri, Gadiformes, Gadidae. Bases 235 to 777 code for a protein of 180 amino acids. Gene Ontology annotation, molecular function: protein binding. The record is from RefSeq and is a predicted model, not a curated record.
CUUGGAAACUGACUGUUGUGAGUAGUGAAACAGGUUGGUUGGGGUCUCGAUUAUAAUAAGUAACCAGAAGUAAUGUUAAAUGUACAACCUCCUGUAAUAAAAAAUUGUAAAACGCUUCUUUCAAAAUACCAGCAUACUAGCUGCCGUCACUAGGCUACUAAUAGCUGCUUGGCAACAGCCUCACAUUCAUUGGUCUCCUCGUUCAGGUGGGCCUACUUGGCGGCGUCUUGUGAAAUGUAUGGCGCUCCAUUGGAUUUAUCCUUCAGGUGUAUCAAGUCAUUAUCUGAUACCCUGACUGAGGAACCCGGCAGGGGGCAGCGACCUUUAAAAAGAAACCAUGAAAAUAAAUAUGUGAGUCGUUCCCUACGUCUCAAUAACAACAUCAUCACGGAUCUGAGUGGACUCCACGCGGCCAUCACCCAUUUCCUGGCUGAGCCGCUGCAGCUUGCUUGGCUGGACCUCUCAUUCAAUGACAUCGGCCACAUAGACCCAGUGUUGUGUGAACUUGGAGAACUGCGUGUGUUGUACCUCCAUGGAAACAGCAUCUGUAACUCGUCAGAGGUGGACAGAUUGGUCAAGUUGCCCUUUCUACACACCAUCACACUCCAUGGAAAUUUAAUCGAGGGCGAUAAAGGCUACAGGUGUCGGGUGAUCUCAGCCCUGGCCAAGUUGAAGAUGAUGGACUUUAGUGCUGUGACACCUCAAGAUCGAAGCAUGGCAAAUAUCUGGUUCCAACGCAACAGCUGUGGCAAAUGUAAAAUAAAGGACGUCAAAUGACCGAAGCUGUAUGGAACUACAAUGAAACCCGAUGUGAAAAGUAAUUAAUACAGUUCAUUCAUCAAACAUUUCCAUUACAGUAAAUAUUUACCUUAAUAUAGUGAACCCUGCCUACUCUGGUAAAGUAGCAAUUCAUGAAACUUUUAAUAUUGUUUAAACAAUUCAAUCAUUAUGUACAACAUGUCAUAAAAAAGUAUGAUCAAUCCGUAACCAAAAAUGUUGGUUUUAUGAUGACACAUUUUAUCUUUAAUGCAUUAAAUAAACAAACAUUAAACGGGGGAAUCCAUAGAAAAAAUUAAUGCAAGCCUUAUCAAGGGAGUAUAACACAAUAUGAUUUUAAAAAAUGACAGAAUGCAGAGAGCACUUAAAAAAAAGUUUGUGUUAUUUAAUUCUGGUUAAAAAAAUAAACAAAUUAUCCCUUUAGAGACCCAA